Molecule: messenger RNA, 949 nt
Organism: Fimicolochytrium jonesii
Lineage: Eukaryota; Fungi; Chytridiomycota; Chytridiomycetes; Spizellomycetales; Powellomycetaceae
Exons: 1
Coding region: 215-871 (218 amino acids)
Source: RefSeq, a predicted model, not a curated record
GCAUCUAUCUAUCUAUCUAUCUAUUCAGCGAAUGAUAUCUAUUUCUCUACUUUACUUUCGAGAUCACUCCACCUUGAGUCUUCCAAAGGCGGAUCGCCAAUACGCGUGGGCUCGUAUAUACAAUUUCCCCAGACAUGCAAGAACAUCCGGUAUUACGUACUGUAAACGCUCCAAUCUUUCACGUCCCCUGCUCAGUUUCCCGUGAGAGCAGGCCAUGUCUUCCAGAGAGACGAGAGACGGGUCCCCGCACGAAAACACCCGCAGAAGCAUCGCGUGGGAGGACGUAUGUCCACGACGCACACGCAUCCCGCCCAUCCCUCCUGCGCGCCCGUCCCACACUCAUUCCAAGUCGGCGUGCACACGGAAAAAGCAGAUGGCCAGUGUGUCGCUCACGAGUCGGGGACGUGGCGCGAGUCCGGGAGUGUACAUACACGACGGAGGGAGCCCCCUUCGCGAGUGCGGAGCCUGUCCCCGCAUUGCGGAAAUAGGACGUCGCUGGGGGGGGGGGGGAGUCCCCUUUCCUUUUCGUGUCGCGUGUCGCGUCCAAACGGCGGUGUAUUUCCGCGCGCCCAUCUUUUUUUGUUGGUUUCCGUCUCCCGCGCAUCUCCUACGUAUCGCCGCGGUACCUGUAGAUGUAGAAGGUGACAGUACAGCCGGCAUCCCUGGUUGGACACCGGACUCCUUUUUUCAUUGCGCGAUAUAUAUAUAUAUACGCAUCACGGCUGUCCGGACCCCUGUCAGAGCGGACCGCCGCCCGAGACCAGAUCCCCGGGGACCUUGCGGACCGCCCGGGGUAUUUUCCACGGAAGUCGUGACGUGCGUCCCCAUACCCGCCCGUGAUACGGGCUCAACACAGAAGCAUAUCGGGUGAGGGGUCGGUGUAGGUGCGCGGGUGUCGACGGUGGAGGGGGUGGACGGACAACCCACUCGGCUAGGGUUGUACGACGCC